AUGUUUUUACUUGGUUUUUUACAGGUUAACUUUAACACAGACACACAGACACAGACUUGUCUUGUGAAAUAUUUGUUUCUAGUUCCUACUUUCUUAUAAACGUUUAAAAAGAAACAAUUAAUACCAGUACAGUAAUUACUGAAGAAUUUAUUUAGCAGAUUAUUAGGUCAUAACGGAAUAUGGCUGAGGAAGAGAAACUUGACUGGAUUUAUAAAAGUGCAAACAGUUUAGUUAGCCGUGAAGAAUACUUAUUAGGGAGAAAAGUUGAUAAAACAUUAGAUGAACUUAAUAAAGAAGAAAAAGAAAAGAAAAUCGUCUUACCUACCCCAAAAAAUCACGUUGAACAUGAAUGUAUUCCACCAUCAAUUCGUGAUUUCAAUAAAAUUGUCCAAUCUGAACAGGUUGACUUAUCUGCAAAACUUCAAGAAGAUCCAUUAGUAGCUAUAAGGAAACGAGAAGAAGAAGCAAGAAGAAAAUUUUUACAAAAUCCUGUGCAACUGAAAAAACUACAGGAUGCAUUAAAAGAACAAGAAAAGACAAAGAAGAAUAAAAAGUCACAGAAGGAAAGAGAUUUAGAUCAGAAGCUUAAAGAAAAAUUGAGAUUAUAUGGUAAAUCUCCUGCAAGCAAAAAGGGAAAGACCAAAGUUAAAGAUGAGGCAUUAAAUACAAUCUUAAUGCAUAAAUUUAAUGCAUUAAAGAGCAAGUUAUCAGAUAGUGAUUUAAAUGAUAUUUUGAAUGGGAAAACUAGCAGUAGUAGCAGCAGUGAUAGUAGUAAUGAGUCUGAUAAAGAUAAAAAAGGCAAAAGAAAAAAAUAUAAAUCAUCUAGUGAUUCUGAUGAUAACAGGAAAAAAAUAAAAAUUAAGCCAGAUGAAAGAAAACAAAAAUUAAGAAAUAGAUAUAACAGAAGCAGAGAUAAGUCUACCAGAGAUACUGGAAGAGAAAGGUAUUCUGAAUCAAAGAAGAGAUAUAAGAAGAGGAGCAAGUCAAGAAGUAACUCUAGAAAUAGACACAUAAGAAAAGGCAGAAGAGAUGAUAGUGAUAGUAGUUCAGAAUAUGAAAAAAGUAGACGAAGUGUUCAUGGAAGUAGUAAUAGCAAACAAAAAAAGAAUAGAAGACAUUCAAGUGAAAGUUCUGAAGAUGAGAAGUCAGCUUAUCUUAAGUCAAACAAAAGUAAUGAUGACCUUGAUGAAAAAAUAUUAAGAAAACUUAGAAUGCUUAGAGAUGCUGCUGAAAUCUCUAAUGAAAGAAUGAUUUGUGAUAGAGAUGAAAGUAAUUGUAAAAUACAAAAGAAUGCCAAUUCAUCUGGUUCAGAUAAUGACAACUCAAAAAUAUCAAAUAAGCGACUAUUGUUACCAGAAAAACCUAGUCAUUUAAAAUAUCAAAACGAAUCUAAUGAUAGUUCGAGUUCUGAAAGUUCAAAAGCAUACCAUGAUUCCGAAGAAGACAAAAAAGAAAAAAAGAAUUAUGGUUUAGUAUCCUCAGAUGGAAAAAAACUUGCUUUAAAAAAGAACCAGAAAAGCAACAUCGCUGAAAUCCAGCCAGUUAAAACACAAGUUGUAAAAGUUACAACUGAGAGAAAAAAUGUGAAGAAAUUAACAGAUAAAGAAAAAGAAAAAAUAAGGAAUGAAAUGAUGCAAAAUGCAGAAGUUAGGGAUAGAGAAAGGGAAGAAAAUGUGAGGAAAUAUAGAGAAAAGGAUAAGGCAGAGGAAAGUGUCAGUACAAAAUUCGAUACUGACCUAAUUCAUAAUCAGCUUUUAAAAUCAGCAAAACACUCAUCAAUUGAAGAUAGAAUUAAGUCAAAUUUGAACAAUAUACAAAGAUCCGCGAGACAUAUGGAUUCAAAUUUUUCAAAGAGAUGACGUUAUUAAAGUUUUUCUUAUAUUUUAUAAUAUUGGAAGUGGUACUGCACAAAUUGUUCAUUUCUCAACUAAUGCUAUUUGUCUUUAUUAAGAACAAUUAUGUGACACAUUCAAAGUUAAAUAUAUGAUAUCUGAGUACUUCAGGAGCAACAAUUAACCAACAAUUUUUAAAUAUUAUGU
This is a messenger RNA of Sitophilus oryzae (rice weevil), 2039 nucleotides long. Its product is annotated as pre-mRNA-splicing factor CWC25 homolog. Gene Ontology annotation, biological process: mRNA splicing, via spliceosome. The record is from RefSeq and is a predicted model, not a curated record. The transcript is spliced from 3 exons. Bases 180 to 1859 code for a protein of 559 amino acids. Gene Ontology annotation, cellular component: U2-type spliceosomal complex. NCBI's taxonomy places the organism in Eukaryota, Metazoa, Arthropoda, Insecta, Coleoptera, Curculionidae.